GUGUGUGGUGAAUCUACCCGGGUUACUGAGGUGGAAAGGCUGGUGUCCGGGGCCUGUACGCCAUGAGCGGCCUAAGGAUUAUGUUGACAGUGAGAGCCGGCAGGAGGCUGUGGCAGGCACUUGGUGACAGCGGCGGCUGCUAGUGAAGCCUCGGUGUUUCACGGAUCCCCAUUAAAUAGCUUCCCCUUCCUAAAGGGAGAAGGACACCGAGUCCGCUUUACUGCUUGGGCCGAGGAUUCCCUCCCCACCGCUUGCUCCUGCGUAGCAGCAUGGGGCGCCUGCGGCUAACACUCCUGGGCCUCGGUGUCUGGCUCUUCCUGGUGCUGGUCCGAGUCCAAGCGGCUCCACUUCCUGAAACAGGUGCAGAGGAUGUUCCUAUCGGUGAAGUCCCUUUGUUCUCAAUGCUGCUCUCCGUGUGCAGUUUCAUCGCGCUCGUUGUCCUUUUAGUCGGCUGUAUAUCCUGUUGCAAAGAAACGGAAAUAGACUUCAAGGAAUUUGAAGACCAUUUUGACGAUGAAAUAGAUUUUACGCCUCCUGCAGAAGACACCCCGUCGACUCAGUCCCCGGCAGACGUUUUCACUUUAUCUGUUCCAGCUGUUUCACUUGCGGUUCCCUCGCAGCUGCAGUCACCCCAAGAUGUCUCCAAGUCCCAAAUUGUUCGGCACAGUCUGAGCUACAUUCAGGAAAUCGGCAGCGGCUGGUUUGGAAAGGUUCUUCUUGGAGAGAUCUACAGGGAAAACAGCGUAGCAAGAGUCAUCGUGAAAGAGUUAAAAGCCAGCGCGAACACCAAAGAGCAAGAACAGUUCAUAAAGAAUGGAGAGCCCUACAGCUAUCUUCAUCAUCCGAACCUUGUACAAUGUCUUGGUCAGUGUCUGGAGACCAUGCCGUACCUCCUGGUGUUUGAUUUAUGUGACUUGGGUGACCUAAAGACUUAUUUAAGUAACGAGUGCGAAAAACUCAACGGAGAUGCGGAAAUUAUGCUGCUUCAGCGAAUGGCUUGUGAGAUCGCGGCCGGACUCGCCAUAAUGCACAAGCACAACUUUGUUCACAGUGACCUGGCGUUAAGGAAUUGCUAUAUCACAUCUGAUUUAACAGUGAAAAUAGGAGACUAUGGAAUAGGCUACAGCAGGUACAAGGAGGAUUACAUGGAGACCACCGAGCAGAAGGUUUUCCCAGUGAGGUGGACGGCUCCAGAGCUGGUGACGUUCUACCAAGACAGGACAAUUGUUGCAGAUCAGACUCGGCCUAGUAAUAUUUGGUCUCUGGGCAUUACUCUUUGGGAGCUGUUUGAUAACGCUGCUACACCCUACGAAGAAAUGUCAGACAGCGAAGUGCUGGCGCACGUGAUAAAAGAAAGAGACGUUAAACUAACGAAACCCCAGUUAGAGCAGCCGUAUGCAGACAGAUGGUUUGAAGUCUUGCAGUUUUGCUGGUUACCCACCGACAAGCGACUUACCGCUGAAGAAGUCCACAGGCUGCUCACUUACCUCCGUAUGCAGAGCCAAAAGGACCCUGAAGUGGACUUUGAGCAGCGCUGGAAUUCUCUGAAGCCAAACACUACCAAUCGGCAGCAGCUGGCAAAUAAUCUGGCAUUUCCAAUUCUGGAACAUUUCAAUGGGGAUGACCUUGGUGGUGAAAUGGAUGAAAUUCUUACUAUAACUGAAACGAGCCAGGGGCUUAGUUUUGAGUAUGUUUGGGAAGCAGCCAAAGAGGAUCAUUUUGAAGAGCAUAGCCAUACAGACUCCGAUAGAGCUGUGAAUUAUAAUAGUAUAUUUUUCCCAGUGCCUGUUGAUGUUCUUCAGAAGUCGGCCUCUGAUCUUGGGCAAGGACAACAAGAACAUAUUGGCAGAGAUGAUAUCCCAGAAGUAGUUCCAGUAUUCGAUUCCCACAAUGUCUUGGUAACAGAUGAAUAUUAUAUUCAGCUAGAGGAGCAAGGAGAAAGCAGGUUGGACUUUGAUAAUCCUUCUCAUAAUCAGAGAGAAAAUAAAGGUGAAAACUUACAAUUAAUCGCUCUCGGAGAUCUUCAUUCAACCACAAAAUCCAAGAACACAGACUCUUCCCAAUCUCGACGGUCCAAUAUGCCAGAAUAUUUGGAUGUUUCCACUCGUCAAAAUGCCACAUUUCAAGAUAUAUACCAGGACUUUGAUACAAUGGAAAAACUGCCUGGUGGAAUAAUGCUUUCAGACUUGCCUGGAAAAAUUCGUUCAGAAUUUGAGUCCUCUCAGGUUUGUUCAAAUCUUAAUCCCCUAAGUGAGGAUUCGAAGCACAUUUUGGAAAUAGAAACGUUUCUUUUUGGGAAUACACCACAAUCAAAUCUUGGUUUACCGGAUUUUGCGGAGCUGUCAGAAAAUUUCCUGUUCCUGACAGAGAAGAAUUUGUUGUCUGAUUAUCACGCAGAUAAAUUGUAUGAACCAGCAUCUGAAUUGCAAAGUAACAUCGGUCCAGAUAGUAUAAGUAACAGAUCGCCCCAAAAUAGUUUGGACGUUGAACUCCAGCUGGCUGAAGUGAAUUCAUCUUUACAUGUGAAAACACCACCGGAGUCAGUACUUUCGUCAUCGAUCAUUGAAGACUCUGAACUUGAUUCUUACAAGAAUCUGCACAUAUCCACAGAGGAGCCCAGCGAUUCCCCUGGCACUGACAGUAUAUCUGUUUUAAAUGUUUGUAAUGAUCAGGACUUUAAAAGCCGUCAGUUUGAUGUCGGAAGCCAUAAAGCCGCUGAAGGAAAUGUUAAUUGUUAUAAAUCGGAAACAGAAAAUAUCCAGUCGAAUAAUGUUAAGAACAGCAAGCCCAAUGAGUAUGGUUGCCUUGGUUCCGUUCAUAAGCCUUACCCACUUAACACUGACAGUAAUAUGGAUCAUCUGAAUGGAGAGUUUGUUUCAGAUCAGGUUAUUGUAACACCUGCUUCUUCAGAUUCAGCAAGUCAAGACAGUCUGCUGGAUGACAGCAUAUCAAACCUUACUCCGUCUGCGGUACCGUCGCUCGGAACGCCUGAUUCUCUUGAUUCUUUAGACGUUCAGAAUGUUUUAGAAUCCUUGGAGAUAGAGGGGACGCACACCUUCGCACCUUCCGAUAAGCCCGCCGACAGUGGUUAUGAAACUGAGAAUAUAGAAUCUCCAGAAUGGACCUCGCAUAUUAAUGCACAUUCAAGCCAUAAUGUGGAACAUACAGAUGAGAUCAACAAUGCACCGAAGUUUACAGCCCCGAUUAUCAUCAUCUCUGAUGUCGGAGAAACUGACUUUGAGAUGAAAGAUGACCCGGAACUUAAAACUCAGAAGGCUGCAAAUGGGGGUCAAGGCUCUUAUCGGGACUCUGCCUAUUUCUCAGAUGAUUCUGAAUCUGAAAGGAAGCCUGAAAUCGAAACGGAUACAUCGGUAUUAGGAGUCAGAGUCCCAGAAACCGACUCAACUCUUAACGCGCAUGUGGACCAAACCAAGGAACCGCACGAGGACCCUGCGUCUGAAAUAGGCAUUGUUGAUCUUCAAGUAAAACAGUCUAAAGAAGAGAAUUUAGAAAACAGCCCUGCUGAACAUUUAGUGUCAAAGGAGCUUCUCCAGCAGGCUGAAUGGAAUGGGUUUUUCUCCAUGGAUUUAUCAAAGAGUGAAGCAACAAAACAUUCUCCUGUUGACCCAUCCCUUGUUGAAAAUAAAACAUUAGACGAGGAGGAAAUCGUCAAUCCUUUUGGGCCAUCAGAACUCUUCCGCUCAACAGAUGCAAUCAAAGAGAUUCCUUUCUUCCAUCAUAAUGAUGGCCAGAAACUGAAAGAGCCAGACAUGGAAGGAAAGUAUCUGAGGAAGCUUGAUGCUUCGGGUCUCCUUGAUUUGUCUGAGGAUGGUAUUGAUGCUGACGAAGAAGAUGAGAAUAGCGAUGAUUCAGAUGAUGACAUUAGAGCUUUCAAUCUUCACAGUUUUAGCUCAGACAGUGAGGAUGAUGUAGUCCAUCCAGUUCCAGUUGUCCAUAUGGAAAACGAUGAUGGGAAAAACUUAAAAAGCCUAAUUAAAAAGAAAAAACCUGCCGCAUCAAACAUGCUCAACGGCAGCGAGAAAAAGAGCAGGAAAGCAGUUCGUUUUUUUGGUGAUGUCACGGUGUAUUUAUUUGAUCAGGAAACGCCUACCAAAGAUCUUGGAUCGCAUGUGGUUGAUGUGAGCAAUCAAGUCUCAAGUAGCAGCAGCCCAACGUCUCCCGCUGCCCCGAGCUAUCUCCAGAGGUUUACAAACUCCGAAAGUUCUACGGACGAAGAAGGAGGUGGUUUUGAAUGGGAGGAUGACUUUUCCUCUCCUGAGCCUUCAUUUAUAAAUAAAUCAGCACAAAACCUCAUCGGAACCAAACUAUCUGAUAAUCCUUCGAAAUAUUUCUCACCUCCCCCACCCGCCAGGAGUCCUGAUCAAAACUGGACUAAUUCAUCUUAUUCGCGAUUCUCCAUCUCGCCAGCAAACAUGGCGAGUUUCUCUCUCACGCAUCUAACGGAUUCUGAUAUAGAGCAAGGAGGCAGCAGUGAAGAUGGCGAAAAAGACUGAAUACCAGCAUUUGUUGUUCACGCGGUCCGGGCUGCUCGUUUCACGAGAGGAAAACCUACAAAUACUUGAUAUUUUUUCUUUUAAUAUCCCUUCAGAAGAUACCUUCGCAAUUAAAGCAUGAAUACUGUGACCAGAAAUCAAACCCUGCAGGAUCGGUUUUGUAAUGUGAUUUCAUGUAUCUAGUGCAAUCUGCUUUUCUCCUGGCCGUGGCAAAAAGUGGCUUCGACCUGCUAGAAGCACCCAUGGCUGUUCUUUAUUCUUUGUAUAUGUGAAGGUGUAUAAAUUAACUCCAUAUAGUAUAGAUUGAGGACUGUAAAUUUUGUGGGUUUUUUCUAUAUAAUUAAGCUUUGUACAUACUAGAAGCCUUUACCUCCCAGAGGGGUGUGCGGAGGAUUGCAAAGCAGUCGAGCUUCGCGAUCUUUUCUGCCCCUCCUGGGCGUUAAUGUCUGUGCUACUAUAACAGGAAUGAAUGUGAUGUCCUGUAUGAAAACACUAUUAUUCCUUUAUUAUUGCACUGCGUAAUGUUUCCUGCAUCUCUAUAUAUCUGUACAGAGAUUUUUAAUUGUAAAUGGAAUUAUGAGCUUGGUAUCAGAUUUACUGUAUGAUUGUUGAUAAAGUUGUCCUUGCAUUGAAAUUUGUGUGUAUGUAUAUAUAUAAAACAAAAGCUGCUCCGAGGAACCCUGCAAUCUGUCUCUGAUAAGCUGUAGUAAUUGUAGCUUUUUGGACGUUCCUGCUCUUGGAAGCGAAGCGAUUCCUUUGCAUAUUUAAUAUUCUGUAUUUUCGCUGUUAAGCCGAGAUCACAAAAGAGAAACUUUUGUCAUGAAAUGAUGAGCAGAUAUUAAAAAGCAGCUCCACCGACA
This is a messenger RNA of Spea bombifrons (plains spadefoot toad), 5374 nucleotides long. RefSeq names its product lemur tyrosine kinase 2 (gene LMTK2). The transcript has 14 exons. The coding region runs from base 270 to 4514 and encodes 1414 amino acids. The record is from RefSeq and is a predicted model, not a curated record. Gene Ontology annotation, molecular function: protein kinase activity; ATP binding. Gene Ontology annotation, biological process: protein phosphorylation. NCBI's taxonomy places the organism in Eukaryota, Metazoa, Chordata, Amphibia, Anura, Pelobatidae.